This is a messenger RNA of Microsporum canis CBS 113480, 1392 nucleotides long. Its product is annotated as aminotransferase. The record is from RefSeq and is a predicted model, not a curated record. Gene Ontology annotation, cellular component: cytosol. Gene Ontology annotation, molecular function: pyridoxal phosphate binding; transaminase activity. The transcript has 4 exons. NCBI's taxonomy places the organism in Eukaryota, Fungi, Ascomycota, Eurotiomycetes, Onygenales, Arthrodermataceae. The coding region runs from base 1 to 1392 and encodes 463 amino acids.
AUGGAAAGAGGAAAACCCAGCGCUGUACUCCAUCGCAACUUGAAACUUGUACCGCAAAAGGUGAUAGGUGGCAAGGGAUGCUAUGUUAUCCUCGAAGGUGGCCAGAGGCUGCUCGACUCCACGGGAGGUGCUGCCGUUUGCUGCCUAGGACAUGGGAAUGAGAAGGUCAAGGAGGCGAUGAAGAAGCAGAUGGACGAGAUAUCCUAUACGCAUUCUCUUUUCUUCAGCACCAGUGCCUUUGAGGACCUCGCCACCUUUCUCGCCAAAUCCACGGGAGGAAGGCUGCCAAAGGUGUUUAUCGCGAACUCUGGCUCUGAAGCAAUGGAAGCAGCGAUAAAGCUCGCUCGACAGUAUUUCCUAGAGCUCCCAGUCCCUGAAAUACAGAGGACGAGAUUUAUUGCCCGCAAGCAUUCUUUUCAUGGGGUCUCUCUCGGCUCUCUGUCAAUGGGUGGCCAUGUCUUCCGCCGAGAGCUGUUUGAGCCUAUGCUGUUAGGGAAUGUCUCGCAUGUCUCACCAUGUAAUACAUAUCGCGGGAAGGCGGACGGAGAGUCAGAUGAAGAGUAUGUUACCAGGCUAGCUGCAGAGCUGGACGCUGAAUUCAACAGAGUCGGCGCCAGCUCUGUAUGUGCUUUUGUUGCUGAACCGGUCGUAGGUGCAAAUUCUGAUGUCGAACAGGCUCUGGGCUGCGUUCCAGCUGUUGAGGGAUACUUUCGAGCUGUCAAGCAGAUAUGUGACAAGUAUGGGGCCCUUCUGAUCCUGGAUGAAGUUAUGUCUGGGAUGGGUCGAUGCGGGACGCUUCACGCCUGGGAACAAGAGGGCGUUGUCCCCGAUAUCCAAACAGUUGGAAAAGGCCUUGCGGGAGGCUAUGCUGCCGUCUCAGGGGUCCUUAUUGGGAACAGGGUAGUUGACGUCUUAGACAAAGGUACUGGCGCUUUUCGUCAUGGCCAGACAUAUCAGGGCCACCCGGUUGGGUGCGCGGCAGCCCUCGCUGUCCAGAAGAUAAUCCGAGAAGAAAAGCUCCUGGAAAGUGUAAAAGAGAGAGGCAUCUUGCUUGAAGGUCGGUUAAGGGAGUAUCUGGAAGACCAUCCGAAUGUAGGAAAUAUCAGGGGCAAGGGCUUGUUCUGGGGAAUCGAAUUUGUCAAGGAUAAAGCAACCAAGGAGCCAUUUGACCCAAAACUCGCGGUCGGUAUGAUGGUCCAGCAGCUUGCCUUGAGUCCAAAGUACAGCUUUUCGAUCUAUGGAGGUGCCGGUACAAAGGACGGGAUAAGUGGUGACCACGCCCUGCUUGCACCGCCGUACAACUGCACCACAGAGGAGAUUGAAGAGAUUGCAAGGCUCACAGCGGCCGUGGUCGAGGAACUUGAGAAGGGAGUGGUAAUCAAAUUUGAAUGA